This is a messenger RNA of Adineta ricciae, 3672 nucleotides long. NCBI's taxonomy places the organism in Eukaryota, Metazoa, Rotifera, Eurotatoria, Adinetida, Adinetidae. The record is from the annotation of a GenBank genome assembly.
AUGAUCAUGAACACAAAUGAUAAGAGAAUAUACGAACAUCUAAACAUAUUUUCCAUUGAUUAUUAUAAAAAACAACAGCAACAGCAGCAAACGCAACCCACUGAGACCAAAAUGAAUCUAACGUCAGAUCACCACGACAGCAUUCCACAAUCUCCAACUAUUAAAGAAGAAAAAACUGAACAUCAUGUUAAUAGCCAGUUAAGAAUAUCGUCAAAUCCGCCAGAUACACUCGACCAGCCGUUAUUAAUUGUUCUUGAUGAGGACGAUUCGAAUUUGGGCGAUGACUUUCAGUCAACUAAUGUAAUAACACCUGGAACAAAAGUGCAAGACGAUCUAUCUCAAGAUGAAGGACAGAAAACACUUAGUUCAAAUAGAAAUUUACCCACAGCUAAACAAUCUUUAAAUCAAUUGAAACAUUCGCGUAAACCUCCUUCCAAUUCAUUAGCCGAUUCGAAACUUUUUCGUCAACCACGAAAGCCUCGACCAUCUCCGCCGUUGAACGACGAGAAAUUCAUCCGUACUGUUGUCAUUGAUUCAACUUUUAUGCGACAAACAUAUCAACAACAACGAACUAAACUUAUCGCGCGUCGUAAACAUAUCAAUACAUAUUCAUCAUCACUGAGGAUGUCGAAUACGAAAAGUUUGUCUGUUGAUGAGCACUCUCAUGUUUCACCAUCAUCAGACUCGAUCUUAUCAACCAUUUCAUUCGAUAGUAUAUCCGAUGUAUUGACUGUGUCUCGAAUGGGCUCGGUGUUCUAUUGUGUCGAGGAUCUUUAUUCGAAAAUCUUUGCAAGUUUAUGUACAUUAGACGAAUUCAAUACUUUAUUAACUAAACCGGACAAAGUUGCAAUUAAACAAGCCACUUUAUCCGAAAAGAUCUCCAUUGAGAAACAACUACCAUUAUUAAAAAAAAUCAGUGAUAUACGUUAUCGUCUUCUCUCCAUUACUUCUUCUGAUUACUUACUUAAAAUAAAACAAUCCUUUUUAGCAAUGAAAAAUCUCGAUGAAAACGAAAAACAGCAUCGCGGGAAACGCAUCGAACAAAUCGUCGAUGACUUGCGCAGCUACAAACGAACGCCAACACCUGUUCUUUCGAAAGACAAUGUUUCACAUUCACCAAUGACGACGAAACGUCUCUCAACGGAUGAUGACGACGACGAUGAUGACGAAGAUGACGAUCACGAACAUGAUGAAGAACCUCGAAAGCGAUUGAAAAUCGUGACGAAAAAACAGAAACUAAAUGAAACGCCACCGCUAGCUCCGACUCAAUUCGGAAUCUUUAUCCAAUGUAAUGGACCGGUUAGUUGUAAUAUAUUUUCGACGAAUGAAACCGUUUCGUCAACUACCAAUAAUACCGAAACAACAACAGCGGCAUCAGCAGGAACAACAUCGAUGCCCAAAACUGAUUGUGACAUACCGCCGAAGUCAAACUCGGCCAAGAAACCAAAUGAAAAUGAAAGCAAACAGGUCUACUUCGAAAAAGUGCAGCAAUAUAAACAUGUAUCAAGGUUUCAUUUGAAUAAUGAACAAAGUUUUCAAAAGCCUUCUGUCCUGGAUCGAGCAGAAUCGGGAAGUCCGUCUACAGAUUUUCAUCAAUCGAAUAAGUUAUGUCCGUCAUCUACAGUACUGAAUAUGCCUAUAAAGCGGCGUAUUCUCAAUUCAUACAAUAGUGAUACAAGUGAUUCAUCAUCCACGACAGUAGUUCAUACGUCAACAUCAUUAACAAAUCCAUCUCGUUGUUUAUAUCGUUCGAAAUCGUUUAGUAAUCAUCAACAGCAUAUCUCGAAUGAUUCUCGUCGUUCGUCUAGUUUGCCACCAAUAAUCUAUUCACAUAAGGAACAAUGUGUCGAACAAAGAUUUCUUCCGACAGAGGAGAAUCCCAAAUCAAUGAUGAAAUCCAAAGCUGAACCAAUUGAUUUGACAGACGAAAGUUACUCAAUGCCAAUGAUUGUGAAUGUCGAAGAAAAUGUUGAAUUAGCGAAUCAACGACAGAAAAUAAAAACUACAAGAUCAUCAAUACCGAAUAACACUAAACUAUCGGAAAUCCAUCCGGCUUCAGGUUUAGAAUCACACUCAACACCGGCAUCACUUUCUCGUCCUGUAUCUCAUGAAUCUAGUCCUCCGGUUUUAACAAAACCGACACCUACUCAUCAUACUACAGCGUCGUCUUAUCGUACUCCACCUUUUGUCGUUUGUCACCAUCAAGAAUCGUAUAGAUGCCGUGAUCCAUCACACGCUAUGCCGACUUCAACCUCGGCUGCUCAUUCAUACUCACAUUCAACCAACGUUCCGCACAAUAACAAUCCCUAUUCAUAUCCCUAUUCACCUUCGACUCAGUAUCCAGUUGUGAAAAAAACAAGAGACUCAUCCGGCGUAGGCUACUACGAAGCAAGACCUCAUUCGGUUGCGCCAAUGCAUCCAUCAUCGUUAACAACGCCGUCCUCCUCCUCCUCUUCCUCCUCAUCAUCAUCAAUGCCAAUUAAUAAUCAUCAUUCUGGGUUACCAUCAUCUGUUGGUCUACCGAUUGUUCGAAAACCGAAUUAUUAUCAACAACUAACACCCGAACAACAAGCAUCAAUUAAAACGCAACCGUCAACACCGUGUCGCUUGCCUUGUUGUUAUCAACCACCAGCAGUCCCACAACAUCAUUCAGCAACGCACCAGCCCACAGACAAGUCGCUUCAACACGAACGGUUGAUGUACCGAUCAUAUCCCAAUACUGCCCCUAUUGUCGUUCCUACACCAACACCGCAUACAUUCAAACGUGAUCCUUCGCAAACACCAGAUAUUGACAGUCCAUCGUCAAUGAUUAGUCGAAAGCAACGUCGAAUCGACUCUGUACCAUCUCAUUCACAUGCACUACCUCCACCAUCGUCAACACCAUAUUUAUCCUAUCCAGCAUCCAAAGGGUACUUUGCUCCACCAACACCACUAUCCUCAUCGUCACCAUCAUCAGGAUCGCAUUGGGCGCCGUCACUAUCAUCCCCGGUGUCCAAUGCAAAUAUAAAACCAUCUAUUCGAUAUCCAUACCCUUCACCAUGCAAUGCACCGAUUAAUGGAAUGCCACGUAAAACAGAACCUUAUCAUCAACAUCAACCUCAACAUCAACAACAUCAUCCACAUCCUCCUGCUUCUGUACCUGGACCUAUUCAACCACGUCGUCCCAUACCAUUCCAAUCUCGGCCAGCGUUAACAGCGCCAGUUAUUGCUCAAAAUUCGUCAGCAUUAAUCAGUCCGCCUAAUACACCACAUGAGUUAACAUUGCCGAAUGGUCGUACGCGAGGUAUUGAUUUACAACGUGCCAUUGCCGAACGUGGUUACUGCGAUGUGGAUAAAUUACCUAAGCUUGUUGUUCGACAUACGAAAACAUAUUCAACUAAAACAUGUGACUCAAUGGGACAAUUAUUUCCCACGUGGUUUAACGAACCUGAUUAUCGAUGCAUCCAUUGUUUUCGUUGUGAUCAAGUUUUCACUCCACAACAGUUUAUGACCCAUGUUGAUGAUGAACACUUGCAGAAUGAGCAACCAUUCAGUAUGACAUCCAUACAAUUGUUAACGUCGGAGAAAAUGUCCGAAUACAAAGUCGGAUUAUGGAAUCAAUUUUGUACAAAUCUUACAAUCUAUGCAAAGGAGGGUCGAAUCGGCGGGUUCUCGACGAACAGAAAUGCAUGA